ACUUUCCAAAUAAAACGGAUCCAGCUGUGUGCGGCUGUGCGCCCUCUGUACGUCACAUCGCUCUGCUACUCGGUGGACAGACAGCAGUGACUAGGAGGAGGAAGAGAAAGGAAGAUGUCCGGUACUAUGCUGCUGUCGGUAUCUUUGGGUUUGUGCGUGCUGUGGGCGACCAGCGGGACAGAGCGAGGCGAGGCAGUUAUCCUGCGGGGUGCCCUGGAGCGGGGCCCGGUCAGUCUGAACGACAUGUUCCGAGAGGUGGAAGAGUUGAUGGAGGAUACCCAGCACAUACUGGAGGAGGCGGUGGAUCAGAUAACUACUGAGAGUGCUAAAUCAUCUUUAACAUCACCAGAUCUGCAUCCCAACCACCACAGUCAAACCAAGAAGAUUGUUAAGAAUGGAGACAGAGACAUUCAGGUCCUAGAUAGGACUGACAAGGAAACUAAUAACAAAACAGGAGAAACUCAUCUUUCACACAUCCAUAUGGAGAUCUCUGGUCUGUGGAACACUGUGGAUCACGAAUGCAUGGUGGAUGAGGACUGUGGUGACAUGAAAUACUGCCUCUAUGAGAUUGAGAACUCCAAGUGCCUCCCCUGCAUACCAACAGAUAUGCCCUGCACUAAGGAUGAGGAGUGUUGCUCAGAUCAGAUGUGUGUGUGGGGCCAAUGUACAGUCAAUGCCACCAGAGGAACAGAGGGAACUAUCUGUCAGGGUCAGAGUGACUGCAUGCAGGACCUCUGCUGUGCUUUUCAACGAGAACUGUUAUUUCCGGUGUGUAACCCCAAACCUGGGAAAGGGGAGUCUUGUCUAAGCCACCCCAACCUGUUAAUGGAUAUGCUGGCCUGGGACCAGGAGGGUCCCCGUGACCACUGCCCGUGUGCCGACUACCUCCAAUGCCAACCUCAUGGACGUGGAUCUGUCUGUGGGGAGUAAUACUGGAGAAUGAAAAGCAUGAGGAAGUUAAAUUUAACGACAUAAACCUGUCCAGAAGCCAUGCUAACAUCCUGACUGAUCAUUCACCAAAGAACAGCCCACCUGCUGCCCAACAGUUUAUUACAGUACAGGAUACUGCUUCAGGACAGGACUUGCACUGUAUUAUUUAUGCCUUACUACCAAUCUGUAUUAUGAGUCAUGAAGGAAAUAAAAGACUUGUUUUCGGUUUUGACCGAGAACCAAGAAAA
Molecule: messenger RNA, 1178 nt
Organism: Lates calcarifer (barramundi perch)
Lineage: Eukaryota; Metazoa; Chordata; Actinopteri; Centropomidae
Gene: dkk3b
Product: dickkopf WNT signaling pathway inhibitor 3b
Exons: 7
Coding region: 115-930 (271 amino acids)
Biological process (GO): negative regulation of canonical Wnt signaling pathway; multicellular organism development
Cellular component (GO): extracellular region
Molecular function (GO): receptor antagonist activity; co-receptor binding
Source: RefSeq, a predicted model, not a curated record